CGCCGCGCUUAUCUGCACUGCGCUUUACAAACAGCGAUUCAUUCGCGCACAACGGCUGAGCCGGGGUGCUUGCGAAGUGGGUGGCGCAGCGCUCGGCUCUGUUUUAAUAUUCUACACGAAAUACCGAACUUUUAUUCUCGUACUUUAUGCGAGGCUUUCAAAAUCUCAGGGCGCCCAGAGUGUAUUUUGUAAUAGUUUAAAAAGGAGAUAAAUUCUGAGAGACACGAGUUUCGUUAGCUCUCUAACGUGCCGAUAAUCAAGCAGGCGGAGGACAACCCACGUGGAGAGAGAGAGAGAGAUCGAGAGGCAACCACCGCUGCAUUCUACUUGCAGGGGCACAGAGAGAGAGAGAGGGGGCAAGGCCGGUGAGGAGAUCGUAGCGAGCAAGGCGAAGCAAUGGGGGCAGGUCGGGGCUAAAGGGGAGCGUUAUAGUGUGUGUAGGAGCCAGUGGGCAGCAUUGUGUGUGUAGGAGCCAGUGGGCAGCAUAGUGUGUGUAGGAGCCGGUGGGCAGCAUUGUGUGUGUAGGAGCCGGUGGGCAGCAUAGUGUGUGUGUAGGAGCCAGUGGGCAGCAUUGUGUGUGUAGGAGCCAGUGGGCAGCAUAGUGUGUGUAGGAGCCGGUGGGCAGCAUAGUGUGUGUAGGAGCCGGUGGGCAGCAUAGUGUGUGUAGGAGCCGGUGGGCAGCAUUGUGUGUGUAGGAGCCGGUGGGCAGCAUUGUGUGUGUAGGAGCCAGUGGGUAGCAUAGUGUGUGUGUAGGAGCCAGUGGGCAGCAUUGUGUGUGUGUAGGAGCCAGUGGGCAGCAUUGCAAGAGGCAAAGAGGCGCAGGGAAAAGGCGGUGGUCUGUUGCGAGAGUGAGGAGGAGUGGGAGCCAUGGCCACGCUGUACCUGGAGGAUGGCACUGCCAUGCCGGGGAAGCUCUUCGGGGCCUCCAGGAGUGUGGCGGGAGAAGUCGUGUUCCAGACGGGCAUGGUGGGCUACCCAGAGGCACUCACAGACCCGUCCUACUGCUCCCAGAUCCUGGUGCUCACCUAUCCGCACAUCGGCAACUACGGCGUGCCUGCCGAUGGCGACAGCAACUUCGGCCUGAGCAAGUGGUUCGAGUCGUCGCGUAUUCACGCGGCAGCCCUCGUUGUAGGCGAGUAUUCGCGCGAGCACAGCCAUUGGAGCUCCACGCGGUCGCUCCACGACUGGCUCUGCGAGCACAACAUCCCCGCACUCGAAGGCAUCGACACGCGGGCGCUGACCAAGCUGAUUCGUGAGAAGGGGUCGCUGCUGGGGCGCAUCGUACUGGACGGAGCCGACGAAACGGCAGUGCCGCUGCAGGACCCCAAUCUGCGCAACCUCGUUGCCGAGGUGUCCAUAAAGGAGCCGCGGCUGCUGAACCCCGGUGGGGACGUUCGCAUUCUGGUCAUCGACUGCGGCCUCAAGUACAACCAGCUGCGGUGCCUGUGUGAUCGCGGUGCCAGCGUGCAGCUUGUGCCAUGGGACUCGCCGCUUUCCUCGGCCGAGUUCGAUGGGCUGUUUAUCAGCAACGGCCCUGGUGACCCGACGCAAUGCACCGCCACGGUGGAGGUGCUCAAGGGCGUGCUGGCGCGCAAAACUGGGGCACCGCCCAUCUUCGGCAUCUGCCUGGGCCACCAGCUGCUGGCGCUGGCGGCUGGAGCGACCACUCACAAGAUGAAGUACGGCAACCGCGGCCACAACCAGCCGUGCCUGCAUGAGGCUUCAGGCCGCUGCUUCAUCACGUCGCAGAACCACGGCUUCGCGGUGGACGUCGCGUCGCUGCCGCCUGAGUGGACGCCUUUAUUUACCAACGCCAACGACGCCUCCAACGAAGGCAUCGUGCACGACUCGCUGCCAUUUUUCAGCGUGCAGUUCCACCCGGAGCACAUGGCAGGGCCUCAAGACCUCGAAGACCUCUUUGACGUCUUUCUGCAGGCUGCACGGGACCACAAGGCCGGCAUGGACCUGCAGGUCACGCCCAUCAAGCAGCGGCUAACGAAGCACCUGUCGUGGAGCGGGACCCCCACCGGGUGCGGGGUGCAGGGUGGCCGCCCGGCCAAGGUGCUGGUGCUUGGGUCGGGAGGCCUGUCCAUCGGCCAGGCCGGGGAGUUUGACUACUCCGGCUCACAGGCCAUCAAGGCCCUGAAAGAGGAGAACAUUCAAACGGUUCUCAUCAACCCCAACAUCGCCACCGUGCAGACGUCGAUGGGUCUCGCCGACAAGGUUUACUUCCUGCCCAUCACGGCCGAGUACGUCACGCAGGUGAUCCAGAACGAGCGACCGGACGGCAUCCUGCUGAGCUUCGGGGGUCAGACGGGGCUCAACUGCGGCGUGGAGCUGUCAAAGCUGGGCGUGCUGGAGCGCUAUGGCGUGCGCGUCCUCGGCACGCCCGUCGCCUCCAUCGAGAUGACCGAGGACCGCAAGGGCUUCGUCGAGAAGAUGGAGGAGAUCGGAGAGCACGUGGCGCCCAGCGUGGCCGCCUGCUCGAUUGAGCAGGCGCUUGCGGCGGCCAACAAGCUGGGCUACCCGGUGCUCGUGCGCGCCGCCUUCGCGCUCGGCGGCCUGGGCUCGGGAUUCGCCGAUGGGCCCGAGGAGCUGUCGGCGCUGGUGACGCAGGCGUUCGCGCACACCACACAGGUGCUGGUGGAUAAGUCUCUCAAGGGCUGGAAGGAGGUGGAGUAUGAGGUCGUUCGCGACGCCUACAACAACUGCAUCACGGUGUGCAACAUGGAGAACGUGGACCCCCUGGGCAUCCACACGGGCGAGUCCAUCGUCGUCGCCCCAAGCCAGACACUCAACAACCGCGAGUACAACAUGCUGCGCACCACCGCCAUCAAGGUCAUCCGCCACCUGGGCGUCGUGGGGGAGUGCAACAUUCAGUACGCGCUCAACCCUGAGUCCGAGCAGUACUACAUCAUCGAGGUGAACGCUCGUCUGUCCAGGAGCUCGGCGCUCGCCAGCAAGGCCACGGGAUACCCGCUGGCGUACGUGGCGGCCAAGUUGGCGCUUGGCAUCCCCUUGCCUACGCUCAGGAACUCUGUGACCGGCUCGACUACGGCGAACUUUGAGCCGAGUCUGGACUACGUGGUGGUGAAAGUCCCGCGCUGGGACCUGAGCAAGUUCCUGCGUGUGAGCACCAAGAUCGGAUCCUCCAUGAAGAGCGUCGGGGAGGUGAUGGCCGUGGGCCGUUGCUUCGAGGAGGCAUUCCAGAAGGCGCUUCGCAUGGUCAACGAGAACUGCUGCGGCUUCGACCACACGCUCAAACCUGCCUCCGACGAGGAGCUGGAGACGCCCACGGAUAAGCGGAUCUUCGUGCUGGCGGCGGCCCUGCGUGCCGGCUACUCGGUGGAGCGACUGUACGAGCUGACACGCAUCGACAGCUGGUUCCUGCACCGCAUGCGUGGAAUCACGGUGCUCGGGCAAGCGCUCGAGGCCUACCAGGAGCACCCACUGCCACGCAGCCUGCUGCUGCGUGCCAAACAGCUCGGAUUCUCAGACCGGCAGAUCGCCGGCGCCAUCAUGAGCACGGAGCUGGCGGUGCGGCAGCUGCGGAAGGAGCUGCAGGUUUUGCCGUGGGUGAAGCGCGUGGACACGGUGGCGGGGGAGUGGCCGGCGCAGACCAACUACUUGUACCUGACGUACGGUGGCAUCGAGCACGACAUUUCCUUCCCCGCCGACCACGUGCUCGUGCUAGGCUCCGGCGUCUACCGCAUCGGCAGCAGCGUGGAGUUCGACUGGUGCGCCGUGGGCUGCAUCACAGAGUUGCGCAAGCUCGGCUACAAAACCAUCAUGGUGAACUGCAACCCGGAGACUGUGAGCACGGACUAUGAUAUGUGCGACCGACUCUACUUCGAAGAGAUCUCCUUUGAAACCGUGAUGGACAUCUACGAGCUGGAGAACCCAGAGGGCGUGAUCCUGUGCAUGGGCGGGCAGCUGCCCAACAACAUCGCGAUGGCGCUGCACCGGCAGAAGUGCCGCAUCCUGGGCACUUCGCCCGAGUUCAUCGACGGCGCCGAGAACCGAUUCAAGUUCUCGCGAAUGCUCGACUCCAUCGGCAUCAGCCAGCCUCUCUGGAAGGAGCUGUCCGACCUGAAGUCCGCCAAGGAGUUUUGCGCCAACGUGGGCUACCCGUGCCUUGUGCGCCCGUCCUACGUGCUGAGCGGCGCUGCCAUGAACGUGGCGCUCUCCGACAACGACCUGGAGGCGUUCCUGAACAGCGCCGUCGCCGUGUCAAAGGAGUACCCCGUCGUCAUCUCGAAGUUCAUUCUGGAGGCCAAGGAAAUGGACGUGGACGCGGUGGCGUGCGACGGCGAGGUGGUGGCCAUGGCCGUGUCGGAGCACGUGGAGAACGCCGGCGUCCACUCGGGCGACGCGACCCUCGUAUCGCCCGCCCAGGACAUCAACCGCCAGACCAUGCAGCGCAUCCAGGCCAUCGUGGUGGCCAUCGGCCGCGAGCUGCAGGUCACGGGCCCCUUCAACCUGCAACUCAUCGCCAAGGACAAUCUGCUCAAGGUGAUCGAGUGCAACGUGCGCGUGUCGCGCUCCUUCCCGUUCGUCUCAAAGACGCUCGGCGUGGACCUGGUUGCCAUGGCGACACGGGUGAUAAUGGGCGAGAAGGUGGAACCCGUGGAGCUGAGGGGCACCGGCAUCGUCGGAGUCAAGGUGCCGCAGUUCUCGUUUUCGCGGCUGGCGGGUGCCGACGUCAUGCUGGGCGUGGAGAUGACAAGCACGGGUGAGGUGGCCUGCUUCGGGGAGAACCGCUAUGAGGCCUACCUCAAAGCCAUGCUGAGCACCGGCUUUCGUAUCCCCAAGGAGAACAUCUUGCUCUCAAUCGGCAGCUACAAGAACAAAAGCGAGCUCCUCCCCACGGUGCGCACCCUGGAGAAACUCGGGUUCCAGUUGUACGCCAGUCUGGGCACCGCCGACUUCUACACGGAGCACGGCAUCAAGGUGCGCGCCGUGGACUGGCACUUUGAGGACGCCGAGGGUGGCGAUGGCGGGGAGAAGCAGCGCUCGAUCCUAGACUACCUGGCCGAGAAUCACUUCCACCUCGUCAUCAACCUCCCCAUGCGCAACGCUGGCGGGCGUCGCCUCUCGUCGUUCGUGACGCGCGGGUACCGCACGCGCCGCAUGGCCGUGGACUAUUCCGUUCCGCUCAUCACCGAUAUCAAGUGCACCAAGCUGUUCGUCGAGGCGCUGCGUCUGAUUGGCGGAGCCCCCCGGGUCAAGACGCACGUGGACAGCAUGACCGCACAGAGGAUCGUCAGGCUCCCAGGCCUCAUGGACGUGCACGUGCACCUGCGGGAGCCGGGCGGCGAGCAUAAGGAGGACUUCUGCUCGGGCACGGCGGCGGCGCUGGCCGGUGGCGUGACGCUCGUGUGCGCCAUGCCCAACACGAACCCCGCGGUCACCGACCUCGACUCGCUCGCCGUCGUGCAGAAGGCGGCUCGCGCCGGCGCUCGCUGCGACUAUGCGCUGUUCGCCGGCGCCUCGGUGGAGAACGCGGCGUCCGUGCGCGAUCUGAGCGGCGCCACCGCCGGCCUUAAGAUGUACCUCAACGAGACGUACUCCGCCCUGCGGCUCGACAACAUGGCGCACUGGAUGCAGCACUUCGAGAGCUGGCCGCGGGACCGCGUGAUCGCGGUGCAUGCCGAGAGGCAGACGGUGGCGGCAGUGCUCAUGGUAGCGCAGCUGCACAAGCGUUCGGUGCACGUGUGCCACGUCGCCCGCAAGGAAGAGAUCCUACUCAUCCGCGCCGCCAAGGAGAGUGGGCUGGAGGUCACCUGCGAGGUGGCUCCACACCACCUCUUCCUGUGCCAGGACGACCUGGAGGUCAUAGGUCAAGGCCGGGGUCAGGUUCGGCCAGAGCUGAGCACGCGAGAAGACAUGGAGGCGCUGUGGGAGAACAUGGACAUCAUCGACUGCUUCGCUACGGACCACGCUCCGCACGCGGUGCAGGAGAAGGAUGGCGCGUCGCCGCCCCCAGGCUUCCCGGGCCUCGAGACGAUGCUGCCGCUGCUGCUCACGGCCGUGGGUGAGGGGCGACUCACGAUCGACGACCUCGUGGCCCGUCUCCAUGACAACCCCCGCCGCAUCUUCAACCUGCCCAAGCAGGAGGACACCUACGUGGAGGUGGACUUGGACCAGGAGUGGGUGAUCCCUGAGCACAUGCGCUUCACCAAGUCGCGCUGGACUCCAUUUGCGGGGCGCAGGGUGAAGGGAGUGGUGCGACGUGUGGUGCUGCGGGGGGAGGUGGCCUACAUCGAUGGGCAGGUGUUGGUGCCGCCAGGGUUUGGGAAGGACGUGCGGGCGGCAUGGCCGAUGGCCCCCUUGGCUGCCUCCGCGGCCGCCGCCACCGUCAUCACCGCGGCCGUUGCUGGUGUCGCUGCUCCCGCCGCCUGUCCCUCUGCCAACGUCCUCCCACCUACCAAGGUGGCUCCCAUGAGCCCCCGUCGUGCCGUGAGGAUGCAGUUACCCCCCCGCGUCCACCGCUCAUCCGAUCCAGGCUCCCUCCUUCCUGAAGUCAACAGUGGAACGUCCUGUGGGGAGUGGCCGCCUGCCAUGGAAAUGUGGAAUUUCCACCACAGGCUCGAGCACAUCCUCUUUCCAGACGGCGGAGCGGCGGCGUUGCCGACGACCUCCACCCUGCCUCGCCUCACCCUGUCCCCGCAGCACCCGUCGCUGGCCGCCGCAGGGCCUCCCUCUUCCGUAUCCCCGCACCAGGCGGCCACGGCGGCCACGCACGGCCUCACGGGCCAGCACAUCCUCUCCGUGCGGCAGUUCUCCAAGGAUCAGCUGUCGCAUAUGAUGAACGUCGCUCACCACAUGCGCAUGAUGGUUCAGAAGGACCGCAGCCUCGACUCCGUGCUCAAGGGCAAGGUGAUGGCGUGCAUGUUCUACGAGGCGAGCACGCGCACCAGCAGCUCGUUCACGGCCGCCAUGCAGCGCCUGGGCGGCAGCGUCAUCACCUUCUCCGAGGCCACCUCCUCCGCGCAGAAGGGAGAGUCGCUCGCCGACUCCGUCACCACCAUGUCCUGCUACGCCGACGUGCUCGUCCUGCGCCACCCAGCUCCCGGUGCCGUUGAGAUGGCGGCCAAGAACAGCCGGCACCCGGUCAUCAAUGCGGGCGACGGCGUUGGGGAGCACCCGACGCAGGCGCUGCUCGACAUCUUCACCAUCCGCGAGGAGCUGGGCACCAUCAACGGCAUGACUAUCACCAUGGUGGGAGACCUGAAGCACGGGCGCACGGUUCACUCGCUGGCGAAGCUGCUCGCGCUCUACCGCGUCACGCUGCAGUACGUGUCGCCCCCAAGCCUGCGCAUGCCACCCCGCAUCGUGCAGUCGCUCGCCAGCAAGGGCAUCAAGCAGGUGGAGUUGGGCAGCAUUGAGGAGGCCAUGCCCGACACGGACGUACUCUACAUGACGCGCAUCCAGAAGGAGCGCUUCACCUCGGAGGACGACUACAACAAGUGCUUUGGGCAGUUUGUGCUGACGCCGCACAUCAUGACACGCGCCAAGGCCAAGAUGGUGGUGAUGCACCCCCUGCCACGCGUCAACGAGAUCAGCCCGGAGGUGGACUCGGACCCUCGUGCUGCCUACUUCCGCCAGAUGGAGAACGGCAUGUACGUGCGCAUGGCACUCAUCGCAUGCAUCCUGGCGCGGGUCUAGCGCCUGGAGACCCGCAAAUCACCAACAGCACCAGGAGAAGACAAGGGGGGGGGGAGGGGGUAGUGGUGAGAGGUUGAGUUGUUGAGAUGGGUGGGCAGUGAGUGAGUGGGUGGGUACUUGGUGGUGGAUGGGUGUGUGGAGGCAUGUGGUAAUAUGGGUGGUUGGUGAUGGGUAUUGAGUUGGUGAAUGAAUUGAAUUGUUUACCAGUUUGACCAUUUCUUCUUAUCGGUUUGUUAAAACAAAAAACUAAUUAUGGACUAAUUAAUCAUAACACUGCAUGGCUUUUUUUAUAUGGCCACUCGAUAUGGUCAGAGCCCGAGUCGUAACCAGAAAAAGAGACGGGCUCUGGCCAACUCCCCUUUUAAGCGUGGAGACACUGACCAUUUUUUAGUUACAUGAGAGAGCCUCGUCGAGUCUCUGGCUUUUUUUCAUGAGGGUUCUGCUUGGGUUGAGUCUACGAGCACUACUUGUUCUCUACAUGACCCACCAACCCCCGCUCCAGAGUACUGGACCGCAGGCGGCGUGCCACGUGCACCAGAUAGGGCCAGCGUUACUCGUCCCCAGUCUCCACGUGGCCCCUACCCCUCCAUCUAAAUGGUUGAGUCCACCUGCGAGGUCUGCAUCACUCCACCUGGGGUGUUCCAUUGUAGUCCUUGAUCAUGAAAUCUCACACCCUGGCCUUACUGCUGUCAAAACGCGACAUGAUGUUUGUGACCUGAGCCAGGCGGUGCAAAACCUCAAGACGUUUAUGGCCCAAUUCCCGUGGUUUUAUGACGAUCCCAUUUUGUCACGCUUUUUGAACAAUGUCACCAACAAUGGAUAAAAUCACCAAGGUGAUAUUUUGUGGCCUUCAACGUCAAGAUGUGAAUCUGGCCAUUUAGUUUCUCCAUAGUGAAGGUUGUUGGGAAGGAUAGAGGAUUUUAUUUGGGUUUUUUUUUUAUCUGCCUGCCAAGAUAAUUUCAGAGAUGUUGGGUCACGGGACUGUGAACCCAUGCCUUGAUUCCUUUCUUCCUCCCAAUGGAUGCUAUUUUUUUCACAUUUCAUUGGUUACCAGAGCUGCUGUUUGCAAUCCUUUUUUGCUUACGCACAAGCCUUGCUUGCUUCUGCAAGCAGUAAGGGCGUUUUAAGAAUAUAUUUAGAAAACGUGCAGUCUUAUUUUUCCACGUGUUUUAUUAUUGUAUCGAGUGAUUUGCAAAGAAGUCUGCUUUCUUGUCGUUUACGUUUUGAGAGAGAGGGUUGUUAAUUCCAUUGUUGUUUAUAAACAUGGAAGAUAAUGUAAAAAGGAUCCAUAAAGAUGGUGGUGGAGAUGAUCGUCGGAGCGGUCCGUCCGACUUUAAUAGAAAGGGACUUGGCAAAAAGGAAUGGCAUUUGAGCUGAUGCGAUAGCCACGAGUGGUGCGAAAUGGUUGCAGGUCUUCACGAGUAAGCGAUGCGAGUGGCUGCACAGAAAAGUCUCUAUAGGAGGGGUUCCCUUUGUGGUGAUGGAAUUGAUCGUUAAACAGUGUUGUAGUGCAGCGGUAGCCAAUAGACCAAACACUACGAUCCAUUCUGGUGGAUCUCAACGGGUUCUGUGAUCCACCAUCAGAAAGACAAUUACCCUGACAUAUUUAACCCUGUAAUGUACGAAAUACAUCAAGAGUACCAAUGCCAUCGAUUGGUAGAAUUUUUUUUUCAAUGUAUGAAUUCUUAUGGAUUUGUGUUUGCCAUCAACCAUACAGAGAAUAGUUUUAUGCUUGUUAGUGUUCUGAUUUGUCCUGAGAACCACAAAAAAUCGUUUGCGAACUACGUAUUGGUCACCGCUGGCGUAGCGCAUCUUGCUAUGAAUACCCCAGGUAUAAGCUAAAAUCUCUUUUCAUUGCUUAUUUUUCAGAGAUUUAAUUUCCCGUUAACAAUCACAGUUGUUAAGACAAAGCCUGUUUUUUUUAUAAAUUGCAACAUUAACUGCACAGCUUGGUAAUGUUUUAAAGUACAGAUCAACUCAAAUUGGGUGUUGGCAUUUCAUUGCCAGAAUCAUAUCAUUCACCUGCAUGUGAAUAUGGCCCUCACUUGUAUGUGACACAACAGAGAUAUUGAGCAAUAUAAAUGCAAUGUCAAUUUAGUUGAAGGAUAAUUUUGGACCUCUUGGUGAGACCAAGAAAUCCAGGCGCCUUUGCUUUGACUUUGGCGCUUUGGUACAUUGGCCAAUCCAUGUGAAUGGUUAACUUUUUUUAAACAACUGAUGGUACUGUUGUUUGCAAAGAUGUUGGUUUAUAAGAAUGGUUUAUGAUGUGCUGCCAGAGGCUGUCCUCUUACUAUGCCGAUUCGUAGUGUUUAAUUGCAUAUUAUAAUUUCGGUUUUAAAAAUUGCCAAUUGCUUAAUGAUGGCUAUGCUAAGAUGUCAAUCGGGGUUUAUUUAGGCUGCAGAACAUAAUGGGAUAAACUCAGUCCACAAUGUAUGUUCUACUUGAGUAGCAAGCACAGCUGGUGGUGGGUGACAAUACUGAUGGUGGUGUGACAAGACAAUUUAACACAUAACUUGUCUAGUUCCGAUGGUUAUUAGAAUUCUCAUUGAAGAAUGACCUCGCCCACCAACCGCCAUGCAACCAGAGCCGAUAGGCUUGUAAACAUGUCACCGGCCAAGCGCUACCACCACAAGAUAAUAAUCAUCACGCAAUCAUUUCCGCAGGCGAAGAUUCAGGAAAGUUUUAACCGAGUCUUGGGAACUUCUUAAAGGAAAGUCCUGCUUGGGGUGUUAAGCCAUUUGCUUUGUGGGAAUAUGUGGUAUGUUUCUCCCAUAAUGUUUUCUUGUUUAAAAGCCUUCUUAAACUUGUGGUGUGAUGGUUUGUCACUGAUAUGCUUUAUCCCCAGUUAAUGGAGAGCCUCAUUGACCAGGGGGAGGGCAUUGUCUUGUCUUGCUCAGCUCUUUAAGUUAAUUGCUGAAGAAAAAUCUGGUUAAACUAACUCGAAUCCCAGUAGCAAUUGAAGCCAAACUCCAGUGCCUGCUUGCGUGGCAGGCUUGUGUAGCUUCCAACAAUUACUUAAACAUUCACCAUGCAUUUAAACCAAAGGAGAUUGUAUAGACAAGGCGGCAGCAUCAUGUAUGUAGAGUUCGUGUUUAUUUACCGAAAGGUUACACGUGAACGGCCGUGCGCACAGCCUUUUGAGCAGCAUCGGAUUCCUCCACAAGACAUUCUGAUUUUGAACUGGUGAGAUCAGUGUGUCACUUAGUCUGUGAGCCAGAACAGAUCUUGGUACCACUGAAGUUGCAAAACUUUUUGCAAUACCGAUUUAUGUAUAUGGUUUAUACCUUGAAUUAAUUACUUGAUAACCCACUCGUGUCAAAUGGUUAUUACAAGAUUCACUAUAAUUGGCCACAAAAAUUGUAACAACUAAAGCUGUGCCACCUCGGAUGGUACCAACAACUGAAAUAACUGUUCUGGGCUCAUGGAGUAACUGCUGAGUGAAAGUUUACAGCCAAGCCAUACCCCUUUUGAGAGAAGUCAGCAGUGGUCUUGCUGAGAUUGGGCCUGCCAGGGUAAUAUGGAAUUUGUACCACUGGCUUGGGGCCUCUAAAUCAGUUCAGCACCAUUGCCUGUUUGGACAUGGAGACAUUUUGACAAGUGCACAAAUUUAAAUGCGUUCACAAUAUACUUUAAAAGUUUAUUUUUUAGCGCUGGCUUAAUUUGUUCAACCUGCAAUGGAUGAGCAUUGGAUAAUUGUGUUCCAGUUGAAUGAGCCUGGGAGGUGUACAUCUUGGCUUUUAGGCAAUGAGCAGGCUGUUGAAAGCCCCCUGUGGUCAAUGUUUAUUUGUAAAAGGUGAACUGCAGUGUGUGGUUCAUUACAUCUACUGCAGACCAGUAGCAGUGCCACGGUUGUCUGACGGUCGAGAAUUGGCCACGAAUUAAGGAAUCUUGCGUGUUUAUUUUCACUUUGUUUUAAUGUUUUUUUAGCUGAUUCUUGUUUUUGAGAAAUUCCCUUUAUGCGCUUUGCAUCUCAAUGCAAUUUAGUUUGUAGCGUCUGAACAAAAAAUAAAUGCGACUCAGUUUUUACUGA
This is a messenger RNA of Petromyzon marinus (sea lamprey), 11698 nucleotides long. RefSeq names its product carbamoyl-phosphate synthetase 2, aspartate transcarbamylase, and dihydroorotase (gene CAD). Gene Ontology annotation, cellular component: cytoplasm; carbamoyl-phosphate synthase complex. Lineage: Eukaryota; Metazoa; Chordata; Hyperoartia; Petromyzontiformes; Petromyzontidae. Gene Ontology annotation, molecular function: amino acid binding; carbamoyl-phosphate synthase (glutamine-hydrolyzing) activity; hydrolase activity, acting on carbon-nitrogen (but not peptide) bonds, in cyclic amides. Gene Ontology annotation, biological process: 'de novo' pyrimidine nucleobase biosynthetic process; L-arginine biosynthetic process; L-glutamine metabolic process. The record is from RefSeq and is a predicted model, not a curated record.